AUGACAACCUUCAUCAGCGUGACGACAAUCUUCAGCAGCGUGACGACAACCACCAGCAGCGUGAAGACAACCUUCAGCAGCGUAACAACAACCUUCAACGUUACGACGGUUUCAGUAAUAAAGGCUGAACAUGUACUGAUAAAGGCUGAACCUGUACUGGCAAAGGUUGAACCUGUACUGGCAAAGGUUGAACCUGUACUGGCAAAGGUUGAACCUGUACUGGCAAAGGUUGAACCUGUACUGACAAAGGCUGAACAUGUACUGACAAAGGCUGAACCUGUACUGACAAAGGCUGAACCUGUAUUGGCAAAGGUUGAACCUUUACUGGCAAAGGUUGAACCUGUACUGACAAAGGCUGAACAUGUUGAACCUGUACUGACAAAGGCUGAACAUGUACUGACAAAGGCUGAACCUGUACUGGCAAAGGUUGAACCUGUACUGACAAAGGCUGAACAUGUACUGACAAAGGUUGAACCUGUACUGGCAAAGGUUGAACCUGUACUGACAAAGGCUGAACCUGUACUGGCAAAGGUUGAACCUGUACUGGCAAAGGUUGAACCUGUACUGACAAAGGCUGAACAUGUACUGACAAAGGCUGAACCUGUACUGGCAAAGGUUGAACCUAUACAGACAAAGGCUGAACAUGUACUGACAAAGGCUGAACCUGUACUGACAAAGGCUGAACCUGUACUGACAAAGGUUGAACAUAUACUGACAAAGGCUGAACCUGUACUGACAAAGGCUGAACCUGUACUGUCAAAGGUUGAACCUGUACUGGCAAAGGUUGAACCUAUACUGACAAAGGCUGAACAUGUACUGACAAAGGUUGAACAUGUACUGACAAAGGCUGAACCUGUACUGACAAAGGUUGAACAUAUACUGACAAAGGCAGAACCUGUACUGACAAAGGCUGAACCUGUACUGACAAAGGCUGAACCUGUACUGACAAAGGCAGAACCUGUACUGACAAAGGUUGAACCUAUACUGACAAAGGCUGAACUUGUACUGACAAAGGCUAAACCUGUACUGGCAAAGGUUGAACCUGUACUGGCAAAGGUUGAACCUGUAAUAACAAAGGCUGAACUUUUACUGACAAAGGUUGAACCUGUACUGACAAAGGCUGAACCUGUACUGACAAAGACUGAACCUCUACUACCAGAGGCUGAACCUGUACUGACAAAGGCUGAACCUGUAUUAACAAAAACUAAACCUCUACUACCAAAGGCUGAACCUGUACUGACAAAGGAUGAACCUGUACCGACAAACGCUGAAUUUGGACUGAUUAAGGCUGAACCUGUAUUGACAAAGGCUGAACCUCUACUACCAAAGGCUGAACCUGUACUGACAAAGGCUGAACUUGUACUGCAAAAGGCUGAACCUGUAUUGACAAAGGCUGAACCUGUACUGACAGAGGCUGAACCUGUAUUGACAAAGGCUGAACAUGUAGUGACAAAGGCUGAACAUGUAGUGACAAAGGCUGAACAUGUAGUGACAAAGGCUGAACUUGUACUGCAAAAGGCUGAACCUGUAUUGACAAAGGCUGAACCUGUACUGACAGAGGCUGAACCUGUAUUGACAAAGGCUGAACAUGUAGUGACAAAGGCUGAACCUGUACUGACAGAGGCUGAACAUGUACUGACAAAGGCUGAACCUCUACCACGAAAUGCUGAACCUCUACUGACAGAGGUUAACCUGUACCGAGAAAGGCUGAACCUCUACCACGAAAGGAUUCAUAAGCGGGCGUUCAUGUGUAACUAA
This is a messenger RNA of Homarus americanus (American lobster), 1758 nucleotides long. RefSeq lists its product as uncharacterized. NCBI's taxonomy places the organism in Eukaryota, Metazoa, Arthropoda, Malacostraca, Decapoda, Nephropidae. The transcript is spliced from 3 exons. The record is from RefSeq and is a predicted model, not a curated record. The coding region runs from base 1 to 1758 and encodes 585 amino acids.